CACACGAAGAAGACGCAGAAGCGGAAGAGACGUGGCACAUAAACAGAGAGAGGAAGGAAUCAGCUAGCUAACUUUACUGAUGACAGCUUCUACAGCCGCUUUCCACGUGAAUUUGACAAGGAAGCUUAAAUGACAGUCGUUCAACAUAACCUGAAACGAACGGGACUUGAUUAAAGUUUGUUUGACAGGUGGCUAUGGGUCUCUGCAAGUGUCCGAAGAGAAAGGUGACCAAUUUAUUCUGCUUCGAACAUCGUGUAAAUGUGUGUGAGCAUUGCCUGGUCUCCAACCACAACAAGUGUAUCGUGCAGUCAUAUUUGCAAUGGCUCCAGGACAGCGAUUACAACCCCAACUGUACUCUGUGUAAUAAUCCUCUGAAUGCUCAAGACACCGUCAGGCUGGUCUGCUAUGAUGUGUUUCACUGGUCCUGUCUUAAUAACUUGGCCUCUCGGCUGCCCCUCCAUACGGCUCCAGCGGGAUACCAGUGUCCCACCUGUCAGGGUCCAGUGUUUCCCCCUUCAAACCUUGCCAGCCCAAUUGCUGAUGUGCUGAAAGAACAGCUGUCAUCUGUUAACUGGGCUAGAGCUGGUUUAGGGCUGCCGCUGAUUGAAGAGCCUAUUGGGGUGCUUGAGGAGACCACAGCUAAUGAUGUCACUGAUUAUACUAACUGGUCAACAUUUGAUGCACAAGAACAAAGUAACAUUUACCCCAGCCACUCUUACAACACCAGCCUCAGCCCAGCCCCAAAUUCUGUCUCACCUCCAGCACAGGAAGACCUUGGAGGUCCUCGUAAAAAUGUGGAUCCAAAUGUGCAGGAGCACUCUGUGGUCAACUUUACUACUGCCACUACCUGUGACACAGUUACACUACACACAGCAUCGUCGCCAAGAAAGAUCUACGACACACGGGACAUCGAUCACAGCUCUGCCACACGGAUUGACUUUGAUGAUGACAAGUACCGGAGACGACCAGCGUUAAGUUGGUUUGCUCAAAUUCUCAAAAAUCGCACAGGUGGAAAGCGGACCUCUCUGUCCUGGAAACAGCGGGUCUUCAUGCUCCUUGUGGUCGGAGUUCUGGGAUUCUUUACGUUGAUAAUCAUCAUGGCUAAACUUGGACGUGCCUCUGCUGGCUCUGACCCAAAUUUAGAUCCUCUUCUUAACCCUAACAUCCGCGUGGGGAAAAACUGAAAACAAGCAUCGUUUCCUUCUUUUCCUUUUGUGUUACACAAUAUAAGCCUGUGUAGAACAAUCUGAAAUGGGACUUUCUAAUACAUGGUUAGCCCAACAGAGGGAGCCGCUUACCCAACUUGAAUGGAAAAGAGAAAGCGACACUGCACCUGUGUUAGAAUGGUGGCAAUCUCUGGCUCCAUUCAUUUGCAUCAGUCAGUAGGGACAUGUCAGGGCCCCUUCGAAGACCAUAACAAAUCUCACAACAUUCAGAAGUUUCCUGUGGUUCAAGCAAAGCAACCGGCAAACUCCAAAGGUGACCAAGGCCCGGUGCAUAUAGACAUCUCUACAAUUCAGCUAACAUUUGUCAGUGAUCUUUGUAAGCUAAUUUUUUUCCAAGUUCAGUAGAAACUAAUUAAACACUGUUGAUGUUGAAAGAACAUCUUUAGCUGGCAGAAAAGUCAGAAUAUAUCUGGCCAGCAGCAAAACGUUCAGUAACGUCUCCAUGGUUAUAAUGAAGCGAUUCCCCUUGAUUUGAUUUGAGUGGCCUUGUGUGUUUCUCCUUUAGAGAAGAUGUGGCCCUCACAGCUGGAAUCAAAUAUACCCCACACAUGAUUAAUACAUAAGUAUUUAUGGGUGUUUGCAUUACUUCUGAAAUUGAGUGCAUUGCUUUUAGAUUUGUCAUACAUACUGUAUGUAAAUUGUUCUGUUUUUGACUGUCUAUUAAAUGGGGAAUACUACAGAA
This is a messenger RNA of Perca fluviatilis (European perch), 1908 nucleotides long. It is a transcript of the gene zfpl1, whose product is annotated as zinc finger protein-like 1. The transcript is spliced from 8 exons. Lineage: Eukaryota; Metazoa; Chordata; Actinopteri; Perciformes; Percidae. Gene Ontology annotation, cellular component: Golgi apparatus. The coding region runs from base 195 to 1184 and encodes 329 amino acids. The record is from RefSeq and is a predicted model, not a curated record.